AACCAAACCAUAAAACAGAAAAGCAAAAGCUAUACAGUCCUAUCCUACGCAAUGAAUUCCAUCUCUGCAUUUUCCUUCCUCUUGUAUACUCUCUACUUACUCACCGUGGCCUCCGCAGCCACAUUUAAUAUUCGAAACAACUGUCCUUACGUUGUUUGGGCUGCCGCAGUCCCUGUAGGCGGUGGCAAACGUCUCAACCCAGGCGAAACCUGGCCUAUCAACGUACCCCGUGGCACGUCAAAAGCCCGCAUUUGGGCACGAACCAACUGCCAAUUUGAUGCCUCUGGAAGAGGUAGUUGCCAGACAGGCGAUUGCCAGGGACUCCUCGAAUGCAAAGCCUAUGGUUCGCCACCCAACACUUUGGCCGAGUUCGGUGUUGGCCUUGGCCAGCAUGCCGAUCUGGACUUAAUCGACAUCUCCAACAUCAACGGGUUUAAUGUUCCCAUGGAGUUCAGCUCCAACUCCCCUACGUGCAGCCGUGUGAUCAAGUGUACUGCAGAUAUUGUAGGACAGUGUCCAAAGGAGUUGAAGGCUCCAGGAGGGUGCAAUAACCCCUGUACAGUGUACAAGACAGAUAAGUACUGCUGCUACUCCGGUAACUGUGAGCCUACAAACUUCUCGAGAUAUUUUAAGGAGAGAUGUCCAGAUGCUUACAGCUAUCCGAAGGAUGAUAAGACCAGUUUGUUCACUUGUCCCACAGGAACCGACUACAAGGUUAUAUUCUGCCCUUGAAGGCGUAUUGGAACUAGUCCUAAUUAAGCUACACUUAUCUGGAAAAAUAAUAGCUUGAAAAAUGGUUUAGUCACUUCAAGCAUAUCUGCUGUGUAGUGAUGUGCCCUUAUGCUAUAGUUGCAAUAAAUUAAUUCCAGUUCU
Molecule: messenger RNA, 873 nt
Organism: Rubroshorea leprosula
Lineage: Eukaryota; Viridiplantae; Streptophyta; Magnoliopsida; Malvales; Dipterocarpaceae
Source: the annotation of a GenBank genome assembly